UAGCUUAUUAACUUCUUCAUCAUCAUCAUCAUCAUCACUUGUUGUUAUAUUAAUUGUUCAAUAAUAGUUAUCAGCAGGGAAUUGAAUUAAAAUGAGCAAAGAAAGCGAAGUUCCGAAGCUGAACCAGAGAAUCCUUUCUUCUCUGUCCAAGAGGUCCAUUGCUGCCCAUCCCUGGCAUGAUCUUGAAAUAGGAUCUGACGCUCCAAGCAUUGUCAACGUAGUGAUUGAGAUAACAAAGGGAAGCAAAGUAAAAUACGAGCUUGACAAGAAAACCGGCCUCAUUAUGGUGGAUCGUAUCCUGUAUUCAUCCGUGGUUUAUCCUCACAACUAUGGCUUCAUUCCAAGAACUCUAUGUGAAGACAAUGACCCCAUGGAUGUUCUAGUCCUAAUGCAGGAACCUGUUGUUCCUGGUUGUUUUCUCCGAGCUAGGGCCAUAGGACUGAUGCCGAUGAUUGAUCAGGGUGAAAAGGAUGAUAAAAUCAUAGCGGUUUGUGCUGAUGAUCCAGAGUACCGGCAUUACACUGAUAUCAGCCAACUCCCUCCUCAUCGUUUGGCCGAAAUUCGCCGAUUCUUUGAAGAUUACAAGAAAAAUGAGAACAAGAUGGUGGCGGUUAACGAGUUUCUUCCACCGGACACUGCCGUGAAAGCGAUCCAGUACUCCAUGGACCUUUAUGCCGAGUACAUUUUGCAGACUUUAAACAAGUAAUUUGGUUACUCAAAGGUGUAUCGGAAAUGCUGGCUUUCCUCAGAACCAAAAUUUUGGUCAAUUUUGUUUUUGUUUUUUUUUGUUUUUUUUUUUUUGGG
Molecule: messenger RNA, 804 nt
Organism: Ipomoea triloba (trilobed morning glory)
Lineage: Eukaryota; Viridiplantae; Streptophyta; Magnoliopsida; Solanales; Convolvulaceae
Product: soluble inorganic pyrophosphatase PPA1
Exons: 8
Coding region: 92-706 (204 amino acids)
Biological process (GO): phosphate-containing compound metabolic process
Cellular component (GO): cytoplasm
Molecular function (GO): inorganic diphosphate phosphatase activity; magnesium ion binding
Source: RefSeq, a predicted model, not a curated record